UUGUCCAGCUUUCAGCGAGUCGAACGGUCGAGGUAGUGCAGACGACUCUCGGGUUUAUAUUCGUACCGGACCCCUCUCCUCGACCUGUCGGUCUAGAAUGGAUCCCGAGGAGGGGGCGGCCGCUUUGGCAAUGGCUACGGGGCCUCCGACGGAACGGCUUCAGGAGCCAGUGACCUUCCGGGACGUGGCUGUGGACUUCACUCGGGAGGAGUGGGGGCAGCUGGGCCCUGCCCAGAGGUCCCUGUAUCGUGACGUGAUGCUGGAGACCUUUGGGCAUCUGCUCUCUGUGGGACCCGAGCUUCCCAAACCUGAUGUCAUCUCCCAGCUGGAGCAAGGAACUGAGCUGUGGAUGGUGGAGAGAGGAAUUGCCCAGGGACGCUGUCCCGGCCGGGAGCCUGGACCUGAAAACCAAGCGCCAGCCACAGAGCAGGGCCUUCUUGCAGAGGAGCUGUCCUGCAUCGUGGAAAGGGAAGGCUUCCUGGGGGACACUGCCUGUCUCACCACUCAAGGAGGAGGCUGGGACUGUGAGGGCCAGGUCAAGGUGCCCGAGAAGGAUCAGGAUAGUUCCAGGCACUUGGAAUUUUGCCUUGAGGAGGCACCAGUUCAAGAUAAAAGCUAUGAAAGUCUCACACUUGGGGAAACCUGUCUCCCAAGUUCCAACCUCAACCUGUUCCCAGAGAUUCCUCAGAGAGAAGAUUUCUGUACUUCAGACUCACAGGUCGCAGAUUCAGAGGGUCAGUCACACUCUGUCAGUCAGCAGACAUGCUCUUCAGGCGAGCAGCCAGGUGACAGUGGUGACUGUAGUAGUACAGCCUCCCAUCUGGCUGUUCCCGAGGCAGAGCUCACACCAGGCCCCGUGCAAGAAAAACCCUACAAGUGCUCGGACUGCGGGAAGUCCUUCAACCACAAUGCGCACCUCACCGUGCACAGGAGGAUCCACACAGGGGAGAGGCCCUACAUGUGCAAGGAGUGCGGGAAGGCCUUCAGCCAGAACUCCUCGCUGGUGCAGCACGAGCGCAUCCACACGGGAGACAAGCCCUACAAGUGUGCAGAGUGCGGGAAGUCCUUCUGCCACAGCACGCACCUCACUGUGCACCGCAGGAUCCACACUGGUGAGAAGCCCUACGCGUGCCAGGACUGCGGAAGGGCCUUCAAUCAGAACUCCUCGCUGGGCCGCCACAAGCGGACCCACACUGGAGAGAAGCCAUAUACCUGCAGCGUGUGUGGGAAGUCCUUCUCACGAACCACAUGCCUGUUCCUACACCUGCGGACUCACACUGAAGAGCGGCCCUAUGAGUGCAACCACUGCGGCAAGGGCUUCCGGCACAGCUCCUCGCUGGCACAGCACCAGCGCAAGCAUGCUGGGGAGAAGCCCUACGAAUGCCGCCAGAGGCUGAUCUUUGCGCAGGCAGCUGCUCUCUCCAAGCACGAGUGGGCCUGCGACACGCCUGUGAAUCCAGGGGAGAGGGCUCAGCGGAGUGACAGGCCCUUCAAGUGCAGUCAGUGCGGCAAGUGCUUCAUUCAGAGCUCACACCUCAUCAGACACCAAGUGACUCACACCAGAGAAGAGCCUCGCGGGCGUAAUCGGAGGCGGAAGGAGCAGCCCCUGGGCCGCAGCUCUCAGCACGUGCACGCAGGUGAGGACCCUGGGGGCAGGCCGAAGGCAGGACAGCCUGCGAGCAGGGCACUUGCCCUCUUUGACAUCCAUGAAGUCAUGCAAGAGAAAAACCCAGUGCACGUUAUUGGGGUAGAAGAAACUUCAGCGGGCACUUCCGUGUUGUUGGACGUCAGAGACUCCACAUAGGGAGAAAGUGCAGAUAACUUUGAACCGCAGGUACAUAACUUGUAACUCCACGUGGGCUGUGCACCAACAGGGUCCCUGGGGGUAAGAAGGCCCAGGGUGACCUCUGACUUCCUAGGAAAGAUGCCUUCCUAAACACCUGAGAUUGGUGGUCCUCAGAUCCAUCAAGCUUGGUGCCUCCUUUAACCAGAUAUAUUGUACUGUUCCCUCCAUGACCCUGAAAUGAAUUUUAAACAUAAGGUCAAAAAAGUCAUCCUAUAGCCGUGUUUUGUAAAGGAUAAUUAAAACAAAAGCAAAUUA
Messenger RNA from Artibeus jamaicensis (Jamaican fruit-eating bat), 2101 nucleotides. RefSeq names its product zinc finger protein 8. NCBI's taxonomy places the organism in Eukaryota, Metazoa, Chordata, Mammalia, Chiroptera, Phyllostomidae. The record is from RefSeq and is a predicted model, not a curated record. Bases 98 to 1804 code for a protein of 568 amino acids. The transcript is spliced from 4 exons. Gene Ontology annotation, biological process: regulation of DNA-templated transcription.